Mesitornis unicolor (brown roatelo) is the source of this 2532-nucleotide messenger RNA. It is a transcript of the gene RC3H1, whose product is annotated as ring finger and CCCH-type domains 1. The annotation marks the transcript as partial. The record is from RefSeq and is a predicted model, not a curated record. The transcript has 13 exons. Gene Ontology annotation, molecular function: metal ion binding. Lineage: Eukaryota; Metazoa; Chordata; Aves; Mesitornithiformes; Mesitornithidae.
AUGCCUGUACAAGCUCCACAAUGGACGGAUUUCCUUUCCUGCCCGAUUUGCACACAGACUUUCGAUGAAACAAUCCGGAAGCCCAUCAGCUUGGGUUGUGGCCACACUGUCUGCAAGAUGUGCCUCAACAAGCUCCACCGUAAGGCAUGCCCUUUUGACCAGACCACUAUCAAUACAGACAUUGAACUUCUUCCUGUGAACUCGGCCUUGCUGCAACUAGUGGGUGCUCAGGUUCCUGAACAGCAGCCAAUUACUUUAUGUAGUGGAGCUGAAGAUACCAAGCAUUAUGAGGAGGGCAAGAAAUGUGUGGAAGAAUUGGCAUUGUACCUCAAACCACUCAGCAGUGCAAGAGGUGUGGGUCUUAACAGUACUACUCAGAGCGUGCUAAGUCGUCCUAUGCAAAGGAAACUUGUGACAUUAGUUCAUUGCCAGCUGGUGGAGGAAGAAGGGCGGAUCAGAGCCAUGCGUGCAGCACGGUCACUUGGUGAAAGAACGGUCACAGAGCUCAUUCUUCAGCAUCAAAAUCCUCAACAGCUCUCUUCCAACCUCUGGGCUGCAGUGAGAGCCAGAGGGUGCCAGUUCCUUGGACCAGCAAUGCAAGAGGAGGCUUUAAAGCUGGUUCUACUGGCUCUAGAAGAUGGAUCUGCUUUGUCACGAAAAGUCUUGGUUCUCUUUGUGGUUCAGAGGCUGGAGCCACGAUUUCCUCAGGCUUCUAAAACUAGCAUUGGGCAUGUUGUCCAGCUUCUUUACAGAGCCUCGUGCUUCAAGGUGACGAAGCGAGAUGAGGAUUCCUCCCUGAUGCAACUGAAGGAGGAAUUUCGGACUUACGAAGCUCUGAGAAGGGAACACGAUUCCCAGAUAGUUCAAAUUGCCAUGGAAGCAGGUUUACGCAUUGCACCAGAUCAGUGGUCCUCACUGCUGUAUGGAGACCAGUCUCACAAAUCCCACAUGCAGUCUAUCAUUGACAAGUUGCAGACCCCAGCCUCGUUUGCACAGAGUGUUCAGGAAUUAACUAUUGCUCUUCAGAGGACUGGAGAUCCAGCUAACCUGAAUCGUCUUCGGCCUCACCUAGAGCUCCUGGCAAAUAUUGAUCCUAGUCCAGAUGCUCCCCCUCCAACGUGGGAACAACUGGAAAAUGGACUAGUUGCUGUGAGGACUGUGGUUCAUGGCUUAGUUGAUUAUAUCCAGAAUCACAGCAAGAAAGGAACAGAUCAGCAACAGCCUCCUCAGCACAGCAAGUACAAGACAUACAUGUGCCGAGACAUGAAACAGAGAGGAGGAUGCCCCCGAGGGGCCAGCUGCACCUUUGCACAUUCACAAGAGGAGCUAGAAAAAUUCCGUAAAAUGAACAAGCGUCUGGUUCCCAGAAGACCCCUGAGUGCCUCCCUGGGCCAGCUGAACGAGGUGGGCCUGGCUUCAGGAGCCAUCCUCUCAGAGGAAGGGGGAGUGGACUUGCCCAGUAGGAAAACGCCUGCUCUGCCAAAUGGAAUUGUGUCAACAGGCAGCACAGUGACGCCACUUAUUUCCCGAGGGACUGACUCCGGUUACGAAUCUGCUCUGAAGCCAGGGAAGAUGGACCACCUGAGUAGCAGUGCCCCUGGAUCCCCUCCUGACUUGCUGGAAUCUGUCCCCAAGAGCUCUAUUUCUGCCUUACCAGUCAACCCUCAUCCUGUGCCUGCUCGGGCACCCACAGAUCUGCCUUCAGUGUCUGUCACCAAGCAGUUGCAAAUUGUACCACGAGGGUCUCAGCUGUAUAAUACUCAGCAAGCAGAUAUGUUUUAUCAAGAUCCUAGAGGAGCUGCCCCACCAUUUGAGCCAGCACCCUACCAACAAGGAGUUUACUAUCCCACUCAGUCCAUGUCUCGCUUUGUCCGACCUCCUCCAUCAGCUCCUGAACCUGGUCCACCCUACCUAGACCAUUACGCGCCGUAUCUUCAGGAUCGUGUCGUGAGCCCACAGUACCCGCAGCCACAGUGUAUGGCGCAACCCAUAUACCCACCGCACUAUGACAGCCGUCGUGUGUAUCCCCCCGUCCAGCCGUAUCAGCGAGAGGAGAUUGUCCGGGGAAGCCCUGUACCCAUUGAAAUUCCACAAGCAGCUGUACCUUCCUACGUACCUGAAUCCAGAGACAGAUACCAGCAACCAGAGGGUUAUUGCCCAGUGGCUCCACAUCUCAGUCAGAUCAGACCUUCAUGCCACAGGUACAUGGUUGCCAUACUCUCUGACACAUUUCUGUAUUCAUUUCAGCCUCAUCCCAGCCUGGAUGAACUUCACCGGCGAAGGAAGGAGAUCAUGGCGCAGCUGGAAGAGAGGAAGGUGAUUUCUCCACCUCCUUUUGCACCAUCACCAACCUUGCCUCAUCCUUUUCAUUCAGAGGAGUACUUGGAUGAAGACCUGAAGGUAGCUGGGAAAUACAAAGGAAAUGACUACAGCCAGUACUCUCCCUGGUCCUGUGACACCAUCGGCUCCUACAUUGGAACCAAAGAUGCAAAACCCAAAGAUGUUGUGGCAGCAAGGAGUGUGGAGAUGGCG